Molecule: messenger RNA, 927 nt
Organism: Bufo gargarizans (Asiatic toad)
Lineage: Eukaryota; Metazoa; Chordata; Amphibia; Anura; Bufonidae
Product: C3a anaphylatoxin chemotactic receptor-like
Exons: 1
Coding region: 1-927 (308 amino acids)
Biological process (GO): phospholipase C-activating G protein-coupled receptor signaling pathway; positive regulation of cytosolic calcium ion concentration; inflammatory response
Cellular component (GO): plasma membrane
Molecular function (GO): complement receptor activity; N-formyl peptide receptor activity
Source: RefSeq, a predicted model, not a curated record
AUGUCUAGUUUUAUUUUUUUUGAGGAUCGAGAUAUUAUAAACAAGGUGUCAUUUACUUUAUACUGCAUCAUUUUUGUUCUUGGAACUAUCGGUAAUGGAUUAGUCAUCUGGAUUGCUGGAUUCAGGAUGAAGAAGACAAUCAGCGCUGUGUGGUUCCUCAACCUGGCCAUUGCGGACUUCCUCUGCUGUGCUUCUCUUCCUCUGCGCAUUGUAGAGUGGCUCGCAUUUUUCUCACUCUAUGAAAAUGUUAUUUGCUUUCUGAGCAUUAUUCUGUUCAAUCUAAAUGUGAGCGCCAGUGUUCUUCUCUUGACGGCCAUGAGUAUUGACCGCUGUGUCUCUGUCAUGUGGCCAUUUUGGACCAAAGUUCACAGGACACAUAAACUAGUGAGAAUCACUGCGGCAAUCAUUUGGGUGUUGAGUUUGCUCUUGACUGGUUUAGUGGUUUAUUUUUAUGUAUACUAUCUUUAUAAUGUAAAUGAAUGGUGCACAGUGUUUUAUAACUUUUAUGAUGACUAUAUUCACAAGAUAAAACUGACCAUUCGAUCAUUAAGGUUAGUUAUUAUGUUUGUGAUCCCUUUUCUCAUCAUCUUGAUCAGUUAUGGUAUAAUUUUCAUCAAACUUAGGAAAAGUAAGAGAUCCAAGAGAUCUCAGAGACCCUACAGGAUCAUCACUGCUGUUAUAUUGGGUUUCUUCAUCUGCUGGUCGCCAUAUUACAUCUGGCCACUAACACCCAUGUAUGAUGUAGAUGACUUUCAGUUUUAUCUAGUAAAUGCUAUUAUCAUCAACCUGGCUUCCCUUAACAGUUGCAUCAAUCCAAUCAUUUAUGUUUUUAUGGGUCAAGAUUUUAAACACAGUUUCUUCAGAUCUAUCCCAGCCAGAGUGGAAAAAGCCUUAAGUGAACACCCUAAUGAUAUAUGCAGAGAAUGA